Messenger RNA from Symbiodinium natans, 1641 nucleotides. Lineage: Eukaryota; Dinophyceae; Suessiales; Symbiodiniaceae. The record is from the annotation of a GenBank genome assembly.
AUGACGGCUCUGGACGAGGUGGUGGUCAUCGGCGGCGGGGUGAUCGGCCUGACUACGGCCCUCCAAUUGCUGCAAGACCCGAGGAUCCGGUGCAAGGUGGUGGUUCUUGCCAAGAGCUUCACGGCCACCUGCUCUCACUCUGCUGGCGCCUGGUGGAUUCCAGACCCCACGAGGCCGACCUCCCCCUUCGCCGACGGCUCGCGCUACGCGCGCUGGGCGCGGGAGACCUGGAGGAUGAUGGAAGGCACUCAGGGCCAUCAGCUGGUGGAAGGCAUCCGCUUUUGGGGCCCCCAAGUGCUCUCCGCCGACGCGGACCUGCCUUUGGAAGGGCCUAACUCUCUGGGAAGCUUCGUGCAGCAGUUCCAGAGGCUAGAGAUCAAGACAGACUCCAUCCCCGACUGGCAUGGCUGCCCCAUCAACCUGCCACAGGGUUUCCAAGGCGAAGUGGCGCGCUUUCAGACGCGGACCAUUAAGAUGGACGUGUAUUUGGCGGAUUUGCACCGCCAGCUCGAUAGCUCGGGCCGAUGUAAGUUUGCGGAGCUGGAGGUCAAAUCCUUGGAGGAGGUCAUAACCGCCUACCCGCACGCCCUGGCCGUGGUCAACUGUGCUGGGUUGGGCGCCGGGGCGCUGGCAGGUGACGAUUCCAUGUUCCCUGUGCGGGGGCAGACGCUGCUGGUGCGAGCGCCAAGACAGACGAACUUCUUUAGUCUGGUGAAAGGCGACAGUCGCCCCGUGUAUGUCAUCCCACAUGGCGACGGCUGUGCUAUAGUUGGUGGCUGCGCGUUCCGCGAGGCGGUUGGGGCUGCCGCCCUAGGGGGUUCGCAGCGGGCGCCUGCGGAGCAAGCUCAGGAGACGUCGGAGGUCGAUCAAGCCCUGGGGGCGGACAUCCUCCGCGCAGCCUGCGCCUGGCUUCCAGCCCUUCGGAAGGCGGAGCCGCUGCGCCAGGCGGUGGGCUGGCGGCCCUUCCGCGAGGCGGGCGCCCGCGUGGAGCGGGACCCGGGUCGUGCCAAGGUGAUCCACAACUACGGCCAUGGAGAUGUGGGCGUGAUCCUGUCCUGGGGCUCGGCCAAAGAUGUCGCCGACCUCGUCGUCCAGAUGAGCACCCAGAAGCACUAUGCGAGACUGCACGUGAGCCUCAAACCCUCCAUCUUGCGGGUGGAGGGCUUAGCGGCGUAUACGCUGGAGAAGCGACUGCUGAGAAGCAAGGUAGAGCUGGAUUGGGUGCAGCGCAAAGUGCGCCCCAUCCAGAAGGUCAUCAAGCAUCUGAUCAAGGACAAGGCCAUUGAUCCAGACGUGACCCGAUAUCUCGAAGACGUCGAGGAUCACCUCAACCUUUUCCUAGAGGAGGUAAGCCGCAUCAUUGGAGUGUGUAACUCCUUGCGGGAUGAGGUGAACUCUUACAGAGACCGGCAACAGCAGAAGGUUCUCUACGUCCUCACCUUGGUGACAACGUUGGUGAUGCCGACGCACCUACUGACGGGCAUCUUCGGCAUGAACUGGCAAGACGAGGCUGGGCAGCCAGUGGUACCGGGGUUCGGCGUGAUGGCGGAGAGCCGGGGCUACUACCAAUUCUGGGGUGCGUCCAUCACGCUCACGCUUCUGAUCUGGACGACCUUCCGACGGAUCCUAAAAUGGAUCUAG